CAUAAGAAAAUGCAGCUGUAUUAACACGCAGAGCGGCCUUAAAGGAACGCUGGAAUAUCAGUAGUAUAUGGGUUCUGAUGUGUGUGGUUAUCUAGGCUGUGACCUGCUUAUGCACAUGCAACACUGGCUCACUACAGCUGGUCCAACUGGUCUGACGAGAAAAGAAAAAGGAGGAGGAAGCAGCGAGGAGGAGGGUUCACAGGAGGAAAUGCUGUGGUACAGUUAGAAAACAAGAAAUCUACAAACAGAAGAGGAGAACAGGGAUUGCAGAGAGACCAGAGUUAAAUUGUUAAGUUUGGUGAUGCUUAUUUUUACUAUACUGACACACCAAAUGUUUAUUUCACUUGUGAGAUCAUCUCUGACGAGGUUAUCCGACAUCCAAUCUACCUCAGCAGCUCCAGUUGGGAAACAGAAUUAGAUUCCAGCCGGCACUCUACCUCUAACAUCAUCCCUCCAACAUGAGCAAUGACGAGGAGAGACACAGCCAUGGAGCCAGGCAGGCCCCCAACGUCAAACCCACGCUCCACCAGACUGAGAGCAACAGCAAGGGCGACACGUGGAAGAAGGUCAGGCCUGCUACAGUGAGGAGGUCGAGGAGUACCGACUCGGAGAGGGGGGAAAGAGGCAGGAGGAGAGAACGAGACAGCAGGCACCAGGGAGAGGGGAGGCAGCGGGGGAGGAGUGAGGAGGCCCGGAGGAAGGUGAAACCCCCUGAAGAUGAUGUGCAGGACACUGAGUGCGCUGUGUGUUUUUGCACAUACGAUAACAUCUUCAAGACCCCAAAGCUGCUGGUGUGCGGUCACACUUUCUGUCUGGAGUGCCUUGCUCGCAUCAACGUGACCUCUCCUGAGCUCAAGACCCUGUGCUGCCCCGUAUGCCGUGAGCUGACCGAGCUCCCCCACGGCCAGGACCUGCCCCGGCUGGGCAACAAUGAGUACAUCAUAAGCAAACUCCCAGCAGACAUGCAGAGGGCACUGUCCAUCCGCUUCCAGCGUGGCAAGGGCAAACUGUUCCUGAAGAACCCUCCUCCCAAAAGCCCGAUCAGGUCUAACAUCCUCACCCUGCCUAAAAAGAGUCACGGUGGCCUGGUGACAGCAGGUGGUGACCUCCACUUGACCGCCAUGGAGCAGGGAAUAGCCCCGACCACUGUGGUGAACGUAGGCAGGCCUCCAAACAGGGUCAGAGGUCGCAUGCGCAGGUUGUUCCGCUCGGACCGGUGCUACUACGUCGUGGUGGGGUCCAUCGUCACCGUCACUGUGGCACUCAUGCUGGUGGGGAUUCUGGCCUUUGUAAUCAUACCGAAUGUGAUUGGACAGAGGCCAGCAGGGAACAACAUGUCACAGGGUACCGCAAAUACAGGCAAUCCAGGCAAUCCAGGAUUAAGACCCUGAAGGGGUCACAGGUGGGCAGGCUGUAAAGAUGAGACUUAAGGGGAGAAAGAGAAUAUGACUCCUUCUGAUUCUCAGUGAUCAUUUUGCCUGCUUUUGUUCUAUUGGUGAAUGAAAAACUUAAGCACUGGAAAACGUUCAGGCCAGGCCAGUUCAGUGAAGCGAAGGAAUGAAGGAAAACAAGGGCACCGAAAUUUUUUUUAAACGGACACACCAACUCAAAGUUGCACGUGGGAAAUAAACAGGGAGAACAGGGCAAACCUGCAAAUUUUUUUUGUUGUUGUUGUUUUUGCUCUUUUCUGAACAUGUUUGUAAUUAAUGUGAAAGCCAAAUAUAG
Molecule: messenger RNA, 1725 nt
Organism: Perca fluviatilis (European perch)
Lineage: Eukaryota; Metazoa; Chordata; Actinopteri; Perciformes; Percidae
Gene: rnf183
Product: ring finger protein 183
Exons: 2
Coding region: 459-1391 (310 amino acids)
Biological process (GO): protein ubiquitination
Molecular function (GO): ubiquitin protein ligase activity
Source: RefSeq, a predicted model, not a curated record